Messenger RNA from Scophthalmus maximus (turbot), 3487 nucleotides. RefSeq names its product potassium voltage-gated channel subfamily E member 2. Gene Ontology annotation, molecular function: voltage-gated potassium channel activity involved in ventricular cardiac muscle cell action potential repolarization; potassium channel regulator activity; transmembrane transporter binding. Gene Ontology annotation, biological process: regulation of ventricular cardiac muscle cell membrane repolarization; negative regulation of delayed rectifier potassium channel activity; ventricular cardiac muscle cell action potential. NCBI's taxonomy places the organism in Eukaryota, Metazoa, Chordata, Actinopteri, Pleuronectiformes, Scophthalmidae. The transcript is spliced from 3 exons. The record is from RefSeq and is a predicted model, not a curated record. Bases 2862 to 3224 code for a protein of 120 amino acids. Gene Ontology annotation, cellular component: membrane.
CUCUGUUUUGAUGUAUUCCUGCGUUUGCGUGCAUAAAUAAGUGGACACGGUGUGUGAAUAUGCAUUUCAGAUUUUACGUAACAUUCGAGCCUUGCAGGGGGGGUUUAUGGUUCACCGACUGCAGUGGCACUGGCCUUUCGUCUGCAUCAUGUCAGUCUUGCCUCACGGGGUUUCCGUUCAUGAAGUCAAGCGGCCUGUGGUUAUUGUGGUCAUCACACUUGCUGUCGUUAUCCCUUUGAAAUCCAGGGGCAGCUGUGCUAGAUGAUGAAUUUUUUCAUGUUAAGUAUUUGCAUCAUCGGCUAAGUUGCCAUCAGCUGUUUGCAACGUGCUUCACAAUAGUUGGCCCAUUCACAGCUGUGUGGCUUGUAAUAUCCAAUCACAUUCAUGCAGAUGCGUGUACAUUUUGCAUGUAACUGCUGAUUAGGCUCAUGCUUACACCAAUUCCCUGCUGCAGCUCCCUCCACCACCACCACCACCUCCUCCUCAUGUGGUAUUUCAUCUGGUUAACAACGAAGAUUUAAUGUUCAUGUAUGAAGUUAGAUUAUCAUUCUCAGCAGAAUCAUCUGCUGCUCAGACACAUUGAAACAACAGAGUCUUUUUCUUUUUACUGUAUAACCGUUUGCUGGCCAGUUCCCUGAAAGUAUUUUUUUUUUUUAAGUUGGUCAACAUUUUCUUUUUUCAGUGUGCCUUUCUAUUCCAUUAGACAUAAUAUAUUGAAUACACCAAAUUGAGUUAGCUGCAAAUUUAAUAAUGAAGUUUCCAGUCGGACAGCCAACUGAAGCAGUGUAACAUAAACAAAUUAACGCGUGCCAUUAUUAGAUUGUUGAAUGUGCAUUCAAUGCAAACAAUGACCAAUUUUUAAAUAGCACAUUGAGGCACCUUUAGCAUAACAAUCAGGGCUCCCAUUAACUGCUUUAGUUAUGGUGAAAAAACAUCCGUUUUAGGCUGUUUAUAAGAGCAGCCUUUGGGUUCCAAGCUCCACGUUGACAGUUUGACGAUUAUUUUGCUUUUAGAAUCCAUUUAUCUACAACAUAUAUAUCAGCAAACCUUAUGAAUUGAAAGCCAUAAUGAUUGAUUUAUCAAAAGUUUCAAUUGAUUAUUGAUAACCAGGCAACCCAAUACUUCUAUGAUCCAUGGAACAUAAUCAUUAUAAACUUUUACAAAGUGCCUCAUUAGGAGGUUUUAGAAAAGGGUUCUGGGCAACGUGUCAAGGCAGGAAUGCAGUCAUUUUAUAUAAUAUCAUAUAAAAUGUGUGUAAUAUAAUAUAAUAUAGCUAGGCUGUUUUCGGUUGAUACGUUACCCCUCUCUUCUAUUGUGAAAAGUAUCGGAUGUCAUGCUCCCUUGCUGUCAGCUCACUACAACACACUUUGUGUUGAAACAUUCUUUCAUAACACUGAGAGCCAACGGCCAAGAUUCCUGACGUUUUAAAGAAACAUUAAAUUGUGAAACACUGAUCAGAGAAUGAAAGAAACAAAGGGCAGACACCCCAGGCUUAUUGGAAAAUACACUUUUGUCAUAAAAGUUUGAUUUUUUUCUGUGCAGUUUCCCUAUUCCAUAUUUGCAUAUUGAAAUUGAAAGACACUUUUAGACUUUGCUAGAGGAAAGCCAUGAAUUUGCAAUGUAGCUCUCUUUUUCUUCCAUAUUUUCUAAAUCAGACUAUAAUCUAGCUGUUAUUGUUUCUUUUCUCUAUCUACCUCUUGCUGUGGAGUCUUACCACUUUGCAGCUCACUUUUCAGUUUCACUUUUCUCUGUGAGUCUGUCUGUCCUUUUGUGUCAGCAUUCUUUGUACUUGCUAUGCCAUUUUUCUCUUGUUUCACAAAAAAGUCAGCACAGCGUCGACCCGCUGGUACUGGAGAGCAAAACAUAAAUAAUCUUGGAACGAUCAAAGGAGGUGGGACUAAUUCUACGGGUGGCCCUGAGGGUCAAAACAACAACAGAAUUUUGGAAAACAGCACAUUUCACAAAUUAAAACCCAUUUCAGAAAACAAAUUGACAUUUCCCAAAACACAAGAUUUUGUAAAACACAAUAAAAAAUUUCUGAAAACGCACAAAAAAAAAAAAAUUCUGCAAAAUUUCACAAGAAACAACGUUUCCCAAAACAAAACAAAAUAAUGGAAAAAGACACGAGUGUUUUCUGAAUUGCUGAUGUGUUUUGACCCUGAGAGCCACCGUAGUAAUCCGCUGCAGCAGUGUGGCUCCGAGGGGGAGAAACUUCCCCAUUUCAAGCACCGCAUCCAGUUUCAAACAUUCUAGUCAGCAAACAGAUACUGAGCUGAACUGUCAACAGGAACAAGACAAUGGCUCUGUAAUGACUCCGGGGCGCUGACAGUGAUACCCAGUCCCUUCAACUAAGACCCCGUUUCAACCCUUCACUUGACAAAACGGCACAGUUUUUGUGUUCUGUUUUUUUUACAGAACAUGAAGACAAAAAAUUUGAAUUUGAUAACUUGGUAGUGAAGCAAGAAUUGACUUAUUUAAUUAAAAAAGUAUUAUGAGAAAUAAGGGUUUGUGAAUGUGACCCAAAUAUGUGUAGCAUUAUACUGCCAUCUAGGGAGAGCUACUGUAAAAUGGUUAUUGACCAGUAGUCAGUGUUCUCUUGUGUUGUGCUUCCUCUGUGCGGGCAGAUGAGGAAUUACAGACAAAGUCAAAACCCACCCCCAUUCAGCCGAGCAGAAAAGAUUAAAAAAGUAAACAAAAUAUGAGCAGUGUUUUGCUUUGUCCUGUGAAGCAGUGAGCCAUUCAGUCUUUGCGUAUCACUCUUACCAGCUUUGUUUUGGUGUUUUCUCACUCCUGAGGUCUCCUGAGCUCCUGACAAAUUCCAUGAUGCGGCCUUCGAAGACCUGGCAGCAGGUCGGUGCAGUAUGGAAAAGCUGAAAAAACAAAACAAUACCAAAAUGAGUGCCUCUGAUUGGUCCAACCUGACCCUUCACCUGGAGAAGUCCAUGACCGGCGCUCUGGGUCACUUCCUUGACAACUGGAGGCGUAACAUGACGGCUGCUGCCAACGCUUUGGACAAGACGCUGGCCAAGGAGAACUUCAGUGGCGUCCUCUGGUACCUGGCAGUGAUGGUCGGCAUGUUCGCCUUCAUCAUCGUGGCCAUGCUGGUGAGCACAGUCAAAUCCAAGAGGAGGGAGCACUCUAAUGACCCCUACCACCAAUACAUCGAGGAGAACUGGACGGCCCAGGCACAGCAGAGUGGGGCGAUGAGCAACUUUGGAGCUUGAUACUGCGCAUAGAUGCUAAACUCGCAGCAAAAUCAUCAUUAUCAUCAGUUACAAAAGGAACAAAACAACGUAUAGUGUGUCUUUUCUGAUGUACACGCUUCUCAAAUUUGUAAUCACAGUAAUAAAGUCUGGUUGAUUUUGUACAUCUAACUUGUGGUUAAGCUUUGCCUUCAAUCCAUUACGUCAAAAUGAUGUUAGAAAAAUGUCUCCCAACCUUUUAUGUCUUCCCCACAACCACGUCAAAUAAACUCAUCAACACCACA